AUGAAUAUUCAAGAUCUCGACGCGGAGAGCCUCCGGCUCUUCAUAAAGCUUCAAUCCGAGGACUUGAAUUUACCUCAACAAUGGAAAACGCAACGCCAAUCAACCCAUGUCAGACAAUCAAUUGGCAAUGCGGAGCUUGAGAGCCUAGCAUCCUUCAGCGCGGACCAAGCCAUGUGCAGAAGUAUUUCUCACGCUGUAGCAGUAGAUGGUGCUGCGAUAGUCGCUCAUAGACGAGUUGAGCACCAGGCCAGAAGCGACCGACAGCAUGCCUUGGCCUUAAGCACAAACGGACAAACCGCCACAGCAACAUCAAAACAUUCUACAAGCUUGCCCAUGAAAAGACAUGGGGAGGGGAGUCCUCCUGCUUCUAAUAAACGCGUCACAGUGCCAACGCUUCCGAAAUCGAGCCUUGUAACAGGCGAAGGUCAAAAUGUCACGGCCACACCAAAGAAAGCCUCUUCGCCCUAUGAUUGUUUGGCCUGCUGCGAACGCAUCUACUACGACGACCUCACGACUUCCGGAUGUGAACAUCAUUACUGCAGGGCCUGCCUUGUAAACCUGUUUCAGAGCUCUUUUACGGACGAGUCGCUGUUCCCGCCCAAAUGCUGCCAUAAACAGAUUCCUUUCGGUUUGAAUCUAAGAUUCUUCUCUAGGAGUCUUCGUACUUCGUUCAACGAAAAGUCCAUCGAGUUCACGACACCCAACCGAACGUAUUGUCAUAUCAAGACAUGCUCGGCAUUUAUCCCUCCUUCCUCUAUCCAAGGCGAUAAGGCUGUGUGCAGAAAGUGUAACUGGUCGACUUGCACACACUGCAAAGGUUUAUAUCACGCUGGUUUUUGUCCUCAAGAUUCGGCUACGCAGGAACUUCUUCGUAUCGCAAAGCAAAAUGGAUGGCAGAGCUGUCAGUCAUGCCACAGAAUCGUGGAGCUUUCCACCGGGUGCAAUCAUAUUACUUGUGUGUGCAAACACCAGUUCUGCUAUGUGUGUGGAAUGAAGUGGAAGAGCUGCAAGUGCCCACAUUGGGAUGAGCAGCGGUUAUUGACCCGAGCAAACAACAUUGUCAACCGGGACGCAGGCGCUGGGGCGAUGGCUCCUGCGGUGAGGGCUGCGCAGAUUGACCGAGAGAGAACGAAUUUGAUACAAAAUCAUGAGUGCUUACACGAGAGAUGGCAAUCUCGGAGGGGUGCACAUCGGUGCGAGGAGUGUCACGACCGUCUGCCAUUCUUCAUAUUUGAGUGCAGACAAUGCAACAUCAUGGCGUGUGGGCGGUGCAGAUACAACCGCCUUUGA
Messenger RNA from Clonostachys byssicola, 1290 nucleotides. NCBI's taxonomy places the organism in Eukaryota, Fungi, Ascomycota, Sordariomycetes, Hypocreales, Bionectriaceae. The record is from the annotation of a GenBank genome assembly.